Colletotrichum graminicola M1.001 is the source of this 390-nucleotide messenger RNA. RefSeq lists its product as uncharacterized. The coding region runs from base 1 to 390 and encodes 129 amino acids. The transcript has a single exon. NCBI's taxonomy places the organism in Eukaryota, Fungi, Ascomycota, Sordariomycetes, Glomerellales, Glomerellaceae. The record is from RefSeq and is a predicted model, not a curated record.
AUGGGCGGGGUUGAUACCGGACUUGCUCCAGUAAGAUGGAACCGAGUGGGGCAUGUUCCUCUUGCUGGUGUGGAAGGUGGAAGGCGUCAGGAAGGCGCUCAGUGGACAGUCAUUGGAGGACUGCAAAAUGGCGAAGGAAAAACGGUUGGAUGCGCCGCAAAUCUGUGGCUGGUGAGGUCGGAACGGUUGCAGCUGAUUGGCCAAGGUGACCUGAACCUGACCCAUUAUCCGACCCGCCCACCUCUGGGUGGCUCGGUAUAUUUUGCAACGACACUCUUACAGUCCAAAAAACCUUUUUCUCGCUACUGCGGACGAUACGGCACAUUCGCAGCCCUCGACUCACCCGGAUUCCCUCCCCUGUUCGCCGACUCUUCUUUUGGCGCUCAGUAA